CUCCAAGACGCCACCGUCUACGACUUCAAUCUUACCGCCAAUCUCACAGCCGCCAGUAUCACCAACGCCUAUAUCAACACUGAUAUCCAGGUAAUAUAGUGGUGGAGAAAGAAAAUAUUUGAUGUACAUAUAUUGGAAUCAAUAUUACACAGGGGCGGAUCGAGGAUCGAGAGAUGAGGUAACCAUUGCCGCAAGCAAUCCCAAUGAGCGGGCCGGGAUCUUCUACGACCACCUGCAUGUCUACGCUACUUAUGGCGGACAGCAGAUCACACUACACACUCUUUUGCCAGACACAUACCAAGGGAAAAAAGAAGUCUCUGUCUGGUCGCCCUUUCUGAAUGGAGGGUCCAUCCCGAUGGCGCCUUAUAUCGGGGAGGAGCUCACCCAAGAUGAGCGAGCUGGGAUGGUGAUGAUCAACAUCAGAGUUGAUGGACAGAUACGGUGGAAAGUGGGAAGCUUUGUAUCUGGGAGGUACCGACUGUAUGUGAACUGCCCGACUUAUUUGAGCUUCGGAGGAGAAUAUAGCCCCAAAACUAUUUUAGUCGGGUCAACUGCCAAGUAUCAACUGGUUCAAAGCUGCAAUGUUGUUUUUUAAACAAAGAUUUUGUUUCAAAUGAGAAAUACAUAGAAUAUCAAAAAUAAUAUAUCAACCAUUGGAUUUCCCGUGUUGCAUUAAAACAAACUUUAUGUCGCACUAUGAUAGUAUAGAAUUG
Cuscuta europaea is the source of this 713-nucleotide messenger RNA. The record is from the annotation of a GenBank genome assembly. NCBI's taxonomy places the organism in Eukaryota, Viridiplantae, Streptophyta, Magnoliopsida, Solanales, Convolvulaceae.